CGAGCGCGUGCGCAGUUCCUCGCCGCCCAACUCUUCAAGGGGUCCCUGCAUUUAGAUCCCGGGCGGCUGCCGUGGGCCGCGUGCGGAGGGGUCCGCCCGGGUCGUCCACCAUGCUUUGGGGGCUGCGCCCUCGCGGGUCCGGGGCGGCGGCGCUCGGCGCGGCUGGGAGCUUAUGGGGGCCCGCCCGUUUCCCCAGCCGCCUGGGGUGUCUGGGGGUGACGAGGAGGCUCGUGGUCCGCUCAGUGGCCGGGGCGGACAGCUCGCCGAGCAGCGCGAAAAGCGGCCGAUACCGUGACACUGUGCUGCUGCCGCAGACCGGCUUCCCGAUGAAGCUGCUGGGCCGCCAGCAGUCCGACAUGGAGCUGGAGAUCCAGCAGAAAUGUGGCUUUUCAGAGCUUUAUUCCUGGCAAAGAGAAAGAAAAGUAAAGACGGAAUUUUGCCUUCAUGAUGGGCCUCCCUAUGCAAACGGUGACCCGCAUGUUGGACAUGCCCUAAACAAGAUUUUGAAAGACAUUGUCAAUCGAUUCCAUAUGAUGAGAGGUUCCAAGGUACACUUUGUGCCUGGCUGGGAUUGCCAUGGCUUGCCCAUUGAAACGAAAGUGUUAUCCGAGCCUGGUGUAAACUCGAAGACUCUUUCAGCCAUGGAGAUCAGGGAGAAAGCCAGAGCAUUUGCUCAAGCAGCCAUUGAAAAGCAGAAAUCGGCCUUUGCCCGCUGGGGAGUGAUGGCAGAUUGGAAUAACUGCUAUUACACGUUUGAUCCAAAGUACGAAGCCAAGCAGCUGCGAGUAUUCUACCAAAUGUAUGAAAAGGGCUUGGUUUAUCGAUCUUACAAACCAGUGUAUUGGUCUCCCUCAUCAGGGACUGCGUUGGCUGAAGCCGAACUUGAGUACAACCCCGAGCACGUUAGUCGGUCGAUCUACGUAAGAUUCCCUCUCUUGAAACCUCCUCCUAAGUUGGAAUCUCUUACAGAUGCCUCAUCUUCUGUUAGUGUUUUAGUCUGGACCACCCAGCCUUGGACAAUUCCUGCCAAUCAGGCUAUUUGCUAUAUGCCAGAGGCAAAGUAUGCUGUUGUGAAGUGCUCUGCUUCUGGGCACAUCUACAUCCUGGCUGAAGAUAAAAUGCCACCUGUUGCUUCUGCCUUGGAAACAACAUUUGAUGUUAUUGCAACAUUUUCAGGUGUGGAUCUGGAAGGUGGCACUUGUAGUCACCCUUUAAUUCCCGAUAAAGUGUCUCCUCUUUUACCUGCUACUCACGUGACUAUGACCAAAGGAACAGGGUUGGUUCACACAGCCCCGGCUCACGGUAUGGAAGAUUACAGCGUAGCAUCUCAGCACAACCUCCCUAUGGACUGUUUAGUGGAUGAAGGCGGAAUGUUCACCGAGGCUGCGGGCCCUGAACUUCAGAACAAGGCUGUACUUAAAGAAGGGACAGAUGUAGUUAUAAAGAUGCUUCAAGCUACCAAGAAUGUAUUGAAAGAAGAGAACAUUGUGCACAGCUAUCCCUGUGACUGGAGAACUAAGAAACCUGUGCUGAUUCGAGCCAGCAAGCAGUGGUUUGUAAAUAUCAGUGACAUCAAGGCUGCAGCUAAGGAGUCGUUGAAGACAGUGAAGUUCAUUCCUGGAGCAGCACUGAACAGCAUGACUGACAUGCUGGACAGGCGGCCGUACUGGUGCAUAUCCCGGCAGAGAGCCUGGGGUGUUCCAAUUCCCGUGUUUCACCAUAAGACCAAAGAUGAAUAUUUGAUCAACAGCCAAACCACCGAGCAUAUCAUUAAACUUGUAGAGCAGAGUGGCAGUGAUGUGUGGUGGACCCUCCCCACCGAACAGCUUCUCCCGGCGGAAGUUGUAGCUCAGGCUGGUGGCCCUGAUGCUUUGGAAUACGUGCCAGGGCAGGACAUUUUGGACAUCUGGUUUGACAGUGGAACUUCAUGGUCUUGUGUUCUUCAAGGCACCCAGCAGAGCGCAGACUUGUAUCUGGAGGGGAAGGACCAGCUCGGGGGCUGGUUCCAGUCUUCCUUACUAACAAGUGUGGCUAUAAGGUCAAAAGCACCUUUCAAGACAGUGAUGGUUCAUGGAUUUACGCUUGGAGAAAAAGGAGAAAAGAUGUCCAAGUCUCUCGGCAAUGUCAUUAAUCCCGACACUAUCAUCAGUGGAGGAGAAGACCGCAGCAAAGAGCCUCCUUAUGGAGCUGACAUCCUACGCUGGUGGAUAGCGGAAUCCAACGUCUUCACGGAGGUGACCAUUGGCCCUUCUGUACUCUGUGCUGCCAGAGACGACAUCAGCAAGCUCAGGAACACACUCCGCUUUCUCUUGGGAAAUUUGACCGGUUUUAACCCAGAGACAGACUCUGUCCCUGUGAAGGAUAUGUACGUCAUAGACCAGUAUAUGCUGCAUUUAAUUCAGGAUUUUGCGACAAAGAUUACUGACUCAUACAAACAGUAUGACUUUGGAAAAGUCGUCAGGCUGUUGAAAGCAUUCUACACCAGAGAACUGUCCAGUUUUUACUUCAGCAUAGUCAAGGAUAGGCUCUACUGUGAAAGUGACAAGGAUCCCAAGCGUCGCUCCUGUCAGACAGCAUUGGCAGAAAUUUUGGAUGUGUUGGUCCGUGCUUUUGCCCCCAUUCUUCCUCACUUGGCGGAAGAGGUGUUCCAGCACAUUCCCUAUGUUAAAGAACCCAAGAGUGUUUUUCGCACUGGCUGGAUUAAUACAAGCUCUAUUUGGAAGAAGCCAGGACUGGAGGAGGCAGUGGAGAGUGCAUGUGCCAUGCGGGAUUCCUUUCUUGGCAGCAUCCCUGGCAAAAAUGCUGCCGAGUAUGAGGUCAUCAUAGUGAUCGAGCCAGGACUACUGUUUGAGAUCAUGGAGAUGCUCCAAGCUGAGGAGACCUCUAGCACAUCUCAGCUGAAUGAGCUGAUGAUGGCCUCCCAGACAACAUUGCUGGCUCAGGAGCCACGGGAAAGAACUGCAGAUGACAUUGAGCUUACAGGGACAUUCGUCAUCAAUCUAGAAGGUGGUGACAUUCGUGAGGAGUCUUCAUAUAAAGUCAUUGUUGUACCAACUGCCCGAGAAAAGUGCCCUCGAUGUUGGAAGCAUACCGCUGAGACUGCAGAUGCUCUCUGUCCUCGGUGUGCAGAAGUCAUUGGUGCAAAGUAGCAAUCUGAUGUCACCAGCUCUGAACAAGACGCUCCCCACAGUACUGACUGGCUGAGGAAAUGAACUGUUAGGAAAUUCUCUAUAAAGAAAUAACUCUAGAAAGAGAUGCAAGGCUGCUUAGGUAGGGAGUAGAGGGUAACAGAUGGGGUAAGAAUCAGAACAUUAAAAGAGUAUUUCUUGUAACUACAGAAAGAAUUAUGUAUAUGUAUAUAAAUACACAUGGAAAUAUAUAUGCAGAUAUACCUGUAUACAGGGCAGACACACACACACACAUACAGACCUUUUCAGAGACACUGAAUAUGGUUACUUUCAAUGUGGCAGAAUGUUUUAUAUUUUAUUAAAACUUUUUUGACUCAGUAUUUAAGUUCUAUGAUGUCUGAAAAUAAAGGCAUUCUGGAAAACUCCCA
This is a messenger RNA of Mastomys coucha (southern multimammate mouse), 3556 nucleotides long. It is a transcript of the gene Iars2, whose product is annotated as isoleucyl-tRNA synthetase 2, mitochondrial. The transcript is spliced from 23 exons. Gene Ontology annotation, cellular component: cytosol. Gene Ontology annotation, biological process: isoleucyl-tRNA aminoacylation. The coding region runs from base 111 to 3149 and encodes 1012 amino acids. Gene Ontology annotation, molecular function: tRNA binding; aminoacyl-tRNA deacylase activity; ATP binding. The record is from RefSeq and is a predicted model, not a curated record. Lineage: Eukaryota; Metazoa; Chordata; Mammalia; Rodentia; Muridae.